AGUUGCAGUCGAGAGCGAGGGAAAUAAGCCGUAACUUUCGCGCGGUGAUUCGGUUUUCGUCAGAGUCGAUUAUCGUUACCGGCCACUCUGCUCCUAACUGUUUUUGAUCAAUUCAUCAUCUUCGAUCUUCGUGACUCACCAGCUCAAUCACACUCUCAGUGCUUCUGCGAUCCAAGGUUCUUUUCGUCUUUUCUCAUCACCUCACAACAUCCCAAUUUCCAGUUCAAUUCACUGAAUCCUCAACUUUUUCCGGUUCAUUUCUAGAUCGGAUUGAAUAUGAUGCCAAAUUUAUACUGAGACCAACAAAACAAGAGUUAAAUUUCAUCGAUUUUUUUAUCGGGAUCAAUGUCCACUCCGGUGCCUCCCGGGCCAGCUAGACCCGGUAAUCCUCCACCAAACCCUAAUUACAACCCCAAUCCUCAAUCCUUAUCUGAUAACAUGCAAAAUUUGAAUCUGAAUCGCCCGCCGCCGCCGUCGAUGCCUAUGAAUCCCCCUAGACCUUCAACGACGCCGUUUACGGCGCCAUUUUCUAGGCCCGGCCCUCCUCCUCCUCCGGUACGACCUGGACCGCCUUCAUUUCCUCCCGGCCCGCCUGUCGGUCAAAGUCAACCUCCUCCACUUGGCUACAGACCUCCUCAUCCUCCUCCUGCCGGUAAUUUCCCGCCGAACCGCCAAAUGGCACCGCCUCCGCCGCCGCCAGGUGGCCGUCCCGGCGGCAUGGCGCCUCCUCCGAUGAGUACCGGUCCGGUUGGGCCUCCUCCACUAGGUUCUGUGAUGAAUAAUGGUCCCCGGAAUUUUCCGCAGGGAGGUUUGCCACGGUUUCCUCCUCCGGCUGGGAUUGCAUCACAACCGCCUCCGCCGCCGCCUCUGGGAGCUCCAACAGGAAUGGCAGCACCUCGGGCGCCACCGCAGCCGCAAACAAUGCAUGCUCUUUUGGGAGGUUCACCUCCUAGUGCUGCUAGUCCUAGUCCUCCGGUGCAACUCCAGCAGCGGUCACCGUUUGCAGGAACACCCCAACCUCCUCCAGUUUCGCAACCUUGGUCAAUGCAGCCCAAUCAAGGGCCUCCGCCUCCGCCGAUUUCCCAAUCUCAGCAAGCACCUGGAAUGUUUGGAGUGCCACCACCCUUGCCAAAUCAGUCUAUGACUGCCAUAUCGCAUGCUGUGGGUCAAACUGGAGCCCCAGUGGCAGGUCCGUCAAAGAUUGAUCCUAAUCAAAUUCCCCGACCCGCUCCAGAUUCCUCUGUGGUUCUGCAUGAAACUUGGCAAGGCAAUCAGGCCAACCCUCCUCCGCCUGCUACAAGCGAUUACAUUGUCAGAGACACUGGAAACUGCAGUCCACGUAAUAUGAGGUGCACUAUCAAUCAGAUACCAUGCACCUCUGAUCUCUUGACAACAUCAGGGAUGCAGUUGGCUCUGUUGGUCCAACCCUUGGCCCUUCCUCAUCCUUCUGAAGAGCCCGUACAAGUUGUUGAUUUAGGUGAAAGUGGUCCUCUUCGUUGUUCACGUUGCAAAGGCUAUGUUAAUCCUUUCAUGAAGUUCAUUGAUCAGGGAAGGCAGUUCAUCUGCAACUUGUGUGGGUUCACUGAUGAGACUCCCCGUGACUACCACUGCAAUCUUGGUCCAGAUGGUAGGCGUAGAGAUGCUGAUGAUAGACCUGAACUUUGUAGAGGAAUGGUGGAAUUUGUUGCUCCAAAAGAAUACAUGGUGCGCGAUCCAAUGCUGGCUGUGUAUUUCUUCCUUGUUGAUGUAUCCAUGAACGCCAUACAAACUGGAGCAACUGCCGCUGCAUGCACUGCAAUUAGUCAAGUUAUUUCAGAUCUUCCUGAAGGUCCUCGGACAAAGGUGGGAAUUGCAACAUUUGACUGUACAAUUCACUUUUAUAAUUUGAAACGUGCAUUACAACAGCCAUUGAUGCUCAUUGUUCCUGAUAUACAAGAUGUUUAUACUCCUCUGGAGACUGAUGUAAUUGUUCAGCUUUCUGAGUGCCGUCAGCAUUUAGAUCUCCUACUUGAUAGCAUCCCUACCAUGUUUCAAACGAACAAAACAGCUGACUCAGCCUUCGGGGCUGCAGUCAAGGCUGCAUUCUUGGCAAUGAAAAGUAAUGGAGGAAAACUUUUGGUAUUUCAGUCAGUAUUGCCAUCUAUUGGGACUGGAGCCCUUUCUGCUAGAGAGGCUGAAGGAAGAACUAAUACUUCUACUGGUGAGAAGGAGGCCCAUAAAUUACUUCAACCAGCCGAUAAGACAUUAGAAUCAAUGGCAAUGGAACUUGCUGAGUAUCAGGUUUGUGUAGAUAUUUUUAUCACCACACAGACUUACAUGGACAUAGCUUCGAUCUCUGUCAUCCCAAGAAUUACUGGCGGACAGAUCUAUUAUUAUUACCCUUUCUCUGCUGUUACCGACCCUGCAAAGAUCUACAAUGAUCUUAGAUGGAAUAUCACAAGGCCUUUAGGUUUUGAAGCAGUGAUGCGUGUGCGAUGCAGCCAGGGUCUCCAAGUUAACGAGUAUCACGGGAACUUCUGCAAGCGCAUUCCUACGGACGUUGACCUACCGGGGAUUGACUCCGAUAAAACAAUUAUGGUAACCAUAAAACAUGAUGACAAAUUGCAGGACGGCUCAGAAUGUGUGUUUCAGUGUGCGCUUCUGUACACUACUAUGUACGGCCAAAGAAGGAUUCGAGUGUUAACUCUUGCCCUACCAUGCACAAGUAUGCUUAAUAAUCUUUUCCGCACAGCUGAUUUGGAUACUCAGUUUGCUUGUAUCUUGAAGCAAGCGGCUAAUGAAAUCCCUUCUACCCCACUCCUGCAAGUCCGUGAACGAUUGACUGACCGUUGCAUCAACGUUCUCUGUUCUUAUCGUAAAUUUUGUGCUACAGUGACAUCAAGUGGACAGCUUAUUCUUCCAGAAACGCUGAAGCUUCUACCUCUAUACAUCCUUGCUUUAACAAAAAGUACAGGAUUGCGAUCUUCUGGAAAAAUUGAUGACCGAUCUUUUUGGAUCAAUUAUGUGUCCUCUAUUUCCACUGCUUUAGCAAUAGCACUUGUUUAUCCACGGAUGCUGGCAAUCCACAACCUCAAUUGUAAGGAUGAUGCAUCUCUCUGUCCUCCUGCAAUUCCACUUUCUAGUGAGCAUAUCAGUGAUGAGGGAAUUUAUCUUCUCGAGAACGGAGAGGAUUGCCUAAUUUAUGUAGGGAACUCUGUUGAUACAGAUAUCUUGAACAAGCUGUUUGGAAUUUCAUCAGUUGAUGAAAUUCCUAAUCAGUUUGUCUUGCAGCAGCAUGACAAUCCAUUGUCAAAGAAACUAAAUGAUCUGAUAAAUGAGAUACGACGCCAAAGAUGUUCCUACCUCCGCUUGAAGUUAUGCAAGAAGGGAGAUCCGUCAGGGAUGCUUUUCUUCUCCUAUAUCGUCGAAGACAAGAGCUUGAAUGGCCUCUCAUAUGUUGAGUUCCUGAUACAUAUCCAUCGGCAAAUUCAAAUGAAAAUGUGAUCACUUAGCUUCUUCAGUUUUGUUGCGAGUUUUGAUUGAUACGCUCCUGCUUGGGCCAUCGGAGAAGUUCAGCUCCUUGCUGCUCAGAUGAACACCUUGCCCUCCGCUAAUUAAUCACUAGUGCAGUGAAAAAGUGCAGCUGAGUUAUUUACCAAAGAAAGCCGAAAAAUUUUGGUGUGAGGAUUUUGCUUGGUUUGAUCACUAGAUUUUAGUAAAUGUGGACAAAUACAAGGAUUCAUAUCCUAGCCUCUACUAAAAAUGCUGGCAUUUUGUACAACCUAUUUCACCUCCUGCCUCAUUAUUUUUCUUUUCUAUGUCCUUUGUAUUGCAUUAUAGUUAUUGUUCAUCUUGUAUAGGCCACAAUCAAACACCUCCAGUCUUCACAAACAUCACAAUGGUUAUUGAAAUAAGCUUUCAGUGGCCAAGUUUGAUGGCUUUUUCUCA
Messenger RNA from Argentina anserina (silverweed cinquefoil), 3927 nucleotides. Its product is annotated as protein transport protein Sec24-like At4g32640. Lineage: Eukaryota; Viridiplantae; Streptophyta; Magnoliopsida; Rosales; Rosaceae. Gene Ontology annotation, cellular component: COPII vesicle coat; endoplasmic reticulum exit site. Gene Ontology annotation, molecular function: SNARE binding; zinc ion binding. The coding region runs from base 346 to 3483 and encodes 1045 amino acids. The transcript has 24 exons. The record is from RefSeq and is a predicted model, not a curated record. Gene Ontology annotation, biological process: intracellular protein transport; COPII-coated vesicle cargo loading; endoplasmic reticulum to Golgi vesicle-mediated transport.